GCGCGAGCGGGGCAGGCUCUGAAUGAGUGUGUGCGCGCGCGAGGGGAUAAUUAAAGCAAGGAGCAGUGAUCAAAUUUUAAUUUAUUUUUUACAGUCGUCGUACAGUCUGAUUCAAUACGUUCGCAACGACAAAUAACAGCUAUUUCACCAUGGUUGCAACUAAUACGCUGAAGAACAAAAACGCGGAAUGCUUCUCGGAGCUGGUAGAACGUAGAUACGACCAUGAGCAGGCUUACAUUGAAGAUGACUUGGAGUACUGGGAUCACAGCCUGUUGGAGCCCAACAUGAACAGCGAGGUGUACGAGGACCGGACAUGCCAGCAGCUGGCGAAGAUGUUCGAGAACUGCCUGUCGCGAGCCAAGAAGACCAAGCUGCACUGCUCGGAGGUGCUGGUGCCCGAGAAGCUGACCCGGCGGAUAGCCCGGGACGUCCUGCGCAUGGCGUCGGGCGAGCCCUGCGGCCUGAGGGGCUGCGUCCUGCACGUGCUGCUGGAGGUGGAGAACAUGUGCAAGAAGCUGGAGCGCAUCGCCUACGACCCCAGCGUGGUGCCCACCUUCGAGCUCACGCUGGUGUUCAAGCAGGACGGCAGCGCCUGGCCCAGCCUCAGGGACUUCUUCCUCAUCGGGGCCUGCUUCACCCCCGGCUUCCGCCACGCGCUCAAGCUCAGUCCCGGCUUCCGCCUCAUCAAAAGGAAACUGUACUCUUCCUCGGCUGGUACUGUUGUAGAGGAGUACUGAGGACA
Molecule: messenger RNA, 742 nt
Organism: Megalops cyprinoides (Indo-Pacific tarpon)
Lineage: Eukaryota; Metazoa; Chordata; Actinopteri; Elopiformes; Megalopidae
Product: DNA damage-inducible transcript 4-like protein
Exons: 3
Coding region: 150-737 (195 amino acids)
Biological process (GO): negative regulation of signal transduction
Cellular component (GO): cytoplasm
Source: RefSeq, a predicted model, not a curated record